Molecule: messenger RNA, 653 nt
Organism: Caenorhabditis sp. 36 PRJEB53466
Lineage: Eukaryota; Metazoa; Nematoda; Chromadorea; Rhabditida; Rhabditidae
Source: the annotation of a GenBank genome assembly
AUGACGGAGAACAAAGUUAACAUCACGGAUAAUCUGGAAACAUUGAAAGAAGGCGAAAUUGUGACUGAUGAGAAGACGGGAAAGAAAUACCGCGUCAAAAAGAACAUUUUGCCACAUUAUUCAGCUGGAGGACCACAUGGACUGGGUAUAUUUUGUUAUUAAAAAACAAAAAACAGUUCCCACUUUGUAGGUGAUCCAGAAGAUCGAACCCUGCGCAAGAUCGAAGCUGAUGUGAUCAUUCCGAAUCGCAUGAACACACAGAUUGAAAGGGUCGAGUGCAAUGAAUCCUAUCUAGGUUAGUUCUGGAACCCGAUGUUCUUUAUUUGUAUUAGUUUGUUCAUAGAAAAGAACUGAGACUGAUUUCAGGUCUCGUAACUUGCUUCAGAACAGACGGCGCCGUGUCUGGUCUCAAUUCGUGCAAACCAGCUCUAGAGCUCUUCAACCGGUGCAAAUACGAAAAGUAAUUCAGCUCGAAUCGAAUUGAGAUUGAUGAAACUCGAUAAAUUUUCAGAUUCCACGAUCCUGCGUUUCGAGCGAAAAUAACCGACGACUACAUUGCGGAAAGAUCGGCUGCGCGAGCCACGGGAAUGACGUCACAGCAGAGAAAACUGGAAGAAUAUCGCGACUGGAAGAAGACUAAUGACACAAAGUGA